AUGGAUGAAAAAGUGGAGCAAAGAUCACCCCAAAAGAUUAAGGAAAACAACAUGAACUUCAAGCUAAAAAUACCGGAUAUCAACUUGAAUGAGUUGAAGAAACAAACGCAUUUGCUUGCGUCCCCAAGAGCACAACGUGCAGUGACAAAGUCCUCUAGCACAAGGUGGAAUUGCCUCUGCUCCCCCACCACGCACGCCGGUUCAUUCCGCUGCCGGCACCACAGAAGCUCCUGCAUGCUCCGGGGUGGCUCCGUCGGCUCCAAUCUCUCGGAAUUGGCCCGUAAACCCGGCGCCAUUAGCGACUCCCUCGAAGCUCAGUAG
Molecule: messenger RNA, 321 nt
Organism: Morus notabilis
Lineage: Eukaryota; Viridiplantae; Streptophyta; Magnoliopsida; Rosales; Moraceae
Exons: 1
Coding region: 1-321 (106 amino acids)
Source: RefSeq, a predicted model, not a curated record